AUAAUCAAGAGUCUCUACCGAUGUGGAUGACUAAGACGAGCAUCCUGCUGAUCACGGUCUUGUUUCGCAAAGUGUACCGGGAUUGGUGGAUCGGGGCUCCCAUAUAGUUGUUGAUGAGAGGUAAACCUAACAGCCAACCUCAAUAUCAGAUUUUUAGACGCCGCGACAAGCCCACACUCGCUUCAAGAUAUUUUACCGCACUCGUUAUAAUGAACACGGAGACCAGUUUGGCUGGAACAACAGUUCUUUCGGAUGUCCCAGCGCCCGAUCUUGACCACCAAGAAGAAAUCCUGAGCCGACAGCAGAGGCUCGACGAUGUUCAAAUUGGGUUCCUGAGACUCUAUCGCGAUGCUACUUGGGGCGACAUUGCUAUUCUGGCAGCGAGUGCUCUGCUGGCAAUUGCUGGCGGGGCAAUCCUGCCUGUUAUGACGGUGGUUUUUGGCAGUCUGGCGGGCAAGCUGAACGACUUUACUCAACACUUCCAUCAUCAUGACACCUAUGUCGGGAACAUUAUUCAGGACAUUCGUCUCGUUCUGAAAUUCCGACGCGAUCUGUCAAGCUUGACGCUGGACUUUGUCUAUUUGGGCCUCGGAGAGUUCUUUGCCAUAUUCCUUUGCACGUUUGGCUUUGCCCUUGUGGGUGACAGAAUCUCCCAAAGAGUCAGACAAAAGUAUCUCAAGGCCGCGCUGAGUCAAAACAUGGCUUUCUUUAAUAACCUUGGAACUGGCGAGUUGACCACACGGAUCACCAAUGACACGAAUCUCAUCCAGGACGCCAUUUCCCAAAAGGUCGCAAACACGAUUACUGCACUGUCAACAUUCGUUGCAGCUUUCAUAGUUGUACUGAAUGUUGCAUGGAAAUUGGGCCUGGUCUCCUUGUCUUCAGUGGUUGCAAUGACACUGGUCAUGGCGACGAUGUCCAGAUUCAUGCUCAAAUACACUAGGAAGUCGAUACAGUCCUUCUCCCUAGGAAGCACUAUUGCUGAAGAGGCUAUCAGCGCCAUCCGAGUGACAGUGGCAUCUGGCGCUCAAGAGCAGCUUGCCAGCCGUUACAGAAAUUACAUUCGUGAUGCAAAGCGUGCUGGCACAAUGGCCAAAACGUUUCUCGGUAUAUCCAUUGCCGGUAUGGCCUGCAUCAUCAUGUUGAAUUAUGGCUUGAACUUUUGGGUUGGCUCUAUCUUCCUUGUGCAUGGCGAGAUUAGUCUGAAUAAGAUUGUCACUGUGAUCUAUGCAACAAUCAUCGGAGCGUUUUCCUUGGGAUUUCUGGCCCCAAACCUGCAGGCCUUUGCUUCUGGGGUUGCAGCUGCGACAAAGUUGUAUGCCAUCACUGAUCGCCAAUCACCUCUCGACUCAUUCUCUCCCGAUGGGCGACAGCUGCUGGUCAAGCCUGACGAGUGGACGGUCGACUUCCACGGCGUCAAGCUGGUCUACCCUUCCAGAGCAAAUGUGACCGUCCUGGAGAAUUUCAGCUUGCAUAUUCCGGCUGGAAAGACGACGGCGCUGGUAGGCCCAUCAGGGAGUGGCAAGUCCAGUAUUGUCAACCUGCUCGAGCGUUUCUAUCCCCAAGUACACGGCCAGAUCUUGGUGGCAGGUCACGACAUACAACAAUUGAACAUAGGGUGGCUCCGUCAGCACAUUUCACUGGUGGACCAGGAUCCGGUCCUGUUCGACACGACCAUCGAGAACAACAUCUUAUAUGGCUUGCAAGGCUCCAGGCUCGACAAUCUGUCCCAGCCGGAGAAGUAUGGUCUCAUGAUGGAUGCCGCUACAAAAGCAAAUGCACUUGAAUUCAUCCGAAAUCUUCCAGCUGGGUUCCAGACACGUGCCGGCGAGAGAGGCUCUCUACUAUCUGGAGGUCAAAGACAAAGAAUAGCGAUUGCCAGAGCCAUUAUCCGUGACCCGGGAAUCUUGAUCCUAGAUGAGGCGACGUCUGCUUUGGACACCAACUCGGAGGCAUUAGUCCAGGAUGCCCUGAGCAAAGCAGCGCAAGGCAGGACUACAAUCGUUAUCGCUCACAGGCUUUCGACCAUCAGAGAUGCGGAUAAUAUCGUGGUCAUAGCGAACGGCAAGAUCGUUGAGCAAGGCACGCAUGGAAAUCUCAUCAAGAGACGAAGCAGUUACUUCAGUCUGGUGGAAGCUCAACAAAUUAGGCAAGAUCUGGACGAGAAGACUGAUAUUCCUGCUCCUCCUGAUUAUCCAGACAUUGAGAAAGACGACCGAGUAGCUGCGCAGCAGCAGAUUCCCAAAAAAGACGGUGUCCUGCUUCCAGCAAGCAUUGAGUCAUAUCGUGCCCCCGAAGGACCGAGGACAAACAAAAAGGCCCCCGGCACCACUCAGCUGAUCCCAUUUAUCCUCAAGUUUAACAGAGACGACAAAUUGUGGAUGACAAUUGGCCUCUUAAUGAGCAUAUUUGGAGGAAGUGGCACACCAACUUCAGCCAUCUUCUUUGCCGAGUGCAUUAGGGCCAUGUCCAAACCUCCUCGGCUCUACCAUGAACUCAGACAUGAUGUCAACUUCUGGGCGGCCAUGUACUUGUGGCUUGGGAUCUUUCUAUUUAUCGUCAAUGUUUGCAGGGACCGGGCGUUUGCAAAGUGCUCGGAGAGAAUGCUCUUUCGGGUACGUGACACUGCAUUCAGGACAAUCAUGCGACAGGAGAUCUCAUUCUUUGAGUCCAAGACUACCGGGGCCCUGAUAUCAUUUCUUGCCACGGAAACCACAAACAUAGCCGGCCUCAGCGGGCCGAUUUUGGGGACAAUCUUGUCCAUGUCAACCUGUAUCUUUGCCGCCAUCAUCCUGUCCAUCAUUUUCAGCUGGAAGCUUGGCUUGGUGUGCACAGCAACCGUGCCAUUUCUCCUGGCCUCAGGGUUUCUGCGCUUCUACAUGCUCAGCUACGCGGAAACCAAGUCCAAAGCGGCGUACGAGCAAUCAGCAAGUUUCGCCUGUGAAGCGCUCUCUUCGAUACGAACUGUCGCAUCUCUCGGACGGGAACAAAGCAUUCUCGAUGAUUAUACCCUGCAGUUGACCGCCCAAAGCCAUACAGCUCUCAAGACGAUCCUGUACUCCGCCAUGCUAUACGCUGCCUCGCAAGCGCUUCCCUUCUUCUGUAUAGCCUUGGGCUUCUGGUACGGUGGCACUCUGAUCAGCAAGGGCGAUAUCAGUUUGUUCCAGUUCUUUGUAUGUUUCACCGAGGUCAUCUUCAGUGCUCAGACUGCAGGCUACAUGUUCGCAUCGACGCCAGACGUGGCCAAGGCUCGCACUGCGGCUGCGUCUCUGAAGGAGAUAUGUGACCGUAACCCGUCCAUCGAUACAUGGUCUAGUAAGGGUCUUCCCGUUCAAAAUGCGACGGGGACCAUCGAAUUCCAGGACGUAUCAUUCUGCUACCCGGGACAGAGCCACUACGUCUUGCGAGGCAUCAAUAUCAAAAUCAUGCCGGGCCAAUAUGUCGCGCUCGUCGGGGCCAGUGGAAGCGGAAAAUCGACCUGCAUUUCUCUUCUAGAGAGGUUCUACGACUGUUCUACUGGACGUGUUCUCGUUGACGGCAAGGACAUCCGAUCUUUGAAUAUCAACCAGUAUCGCUCUCACGUCGCACUUGUCAGCCAAGAACCGAUCCUCUAUCAUGGCACCAUCCGCGAAAACAUUCUCUUGGGAGCAAGCAGCGAAACCUCAGAGCAAGCUCUCUACCAGGCCUGCCGGGAUGCCAACAUAUUCGACUUCAUCAUCUCUCUUCCUGACGGGUUUGACACAAUGGUGGGCACAAAGGGAGUCUUGCUCUCUGGCGGACAGAAGCAGAGAAUCUCCAUCGCACGAGCCUUGAUGAGAAAUCCCUCGAUUCUACUUUUGGAUGAAGCAACCUCAGCUCUUGACUCGGAGUCGGAGAAGAUGGUCCAAGCUGCCCUGAAUCAGGCGUCCCAGGGACGUACCACCAUCGCCAUAGCCCAUCGACUGAGCACCAUUCAGAACGCCGAUCACAUCUACGUGCUUGAGAAUGGCGCAAUUGCCGAGCAAGGCACUCACAAAUCACUAAUGGACGCAGGAGGCCGCUAUGCUGAAUUGGUAAGCCUGCAGAGGCUCGGUACCUCGUAGGUAUCUAUGCUAUUGGUGUGCUUUUCAGAUAGAUCUACCACUUUCUAGGUUCUUGAACCAGAUACCCACCACUCACAAACUACACUUCAAGCAGC
This is a messenger RNA of Exophiala xenobiotica, 4177 nucleotides long. RefSeq lists its product as uncharacterized. NCBI's taxonomy places the organism in Eukaryota, Fungi, Ascomycota, Eurotiomycetes, Chaetothyriales, Herpotrichiellaceae. The record is from RefSeq and is a predicted model, not a curated record. The transcript has 4 exons. Gene Ontology annotation, molecular function: ATP hydrolysis activity; ATP binding; ABC-type transporter activity. Gene Ontology annotation, biological process: transmembrane transport. Gene Ontology annotation, cellular component: membrane. Bases 114 to 4082 code for a protein of 1322 amino acids.